AUGGUGCAUCCAUACUUAUGGGUCAUUAUUGUCGGUGGGAUCGUUUCGUUCCUCACCGGCUGUGGUGUUGGUAUGAAUGACCUCGCGAAUUCCUUUGGUACAACGUAUGGCUCGCGAGUGCUCAACCUGUGGCAAAUUGUUAUACUCGCCUCCAUCUGUGAGUUUGUGGGUGCCGUUUCUCUUGGGUCUGAAGUAACCUCAACAAUAUCAGGUGGUAUUGCGAAUCCAAUGACAUUUGCAAAUGAACCAUAUGUGCUGAUGUACGGUAUGAUGUGCGCAUUGAGUGCAACCUUCAUUUGGUUGUUAUUCGCCACCAUGAUGAGCCUUCCCGUGUCUUCAACUCAUAGCAUUGCGGGUGCUAUAAUUGGUUUUGCGCUUGUGUACGGUGGUUUUGGCGCUGUUUCCUUUGCUAAGAAGAUCGAUGAAUUUCCGUAUGUUACUGGCGUCGCCCCGAUCAUUGCGUCAUGGUUCAUUUCACCAAUGUUUGCUGGCGCAGUGGCUGCGUCGCUGUAUGCAUUGUUGCGGCUCGUUGUACUGCGCCCUGCCAACUCCGUGAACCGCGCUUUGUUUGCCCUUCCAUUAAUUGUCGGAGUGACAUUUUUCCUGGAGUCAUUCUUUGUGCUAUUUAAGGGAGCUAAGGCUCGCUUACACUGGGGACCUGCGAAGGCGUCAUGGGUUGCUGCCCUCAUUGGACUUGGGGCUGCCUCCAUUUCUGCGGCUUGUAUCCCACUUCUGAGACGCCGUGUGAGGUUGAUAACUGAAAGAGCUGAGCGGGAAAGGGCUGAAACAGGGAUGAAUACCGCGCCGGAAAUAUCAGGAGAUGCGGGUGCCAUAUCGGAGAAUGCUGCUGGAGUGGGGGCAGCGGUGGAAGGUCCUGUUGAUACUGCGAAUCGCAUAGUCCCACCAUCGAGCGAGCCAACCAGCGACUCUCCAACAGCUAAAGAAAACCCUGCAAAUAAUGCCAGUGGACUGACCACACCGGGUGUCGUUGAUGAAGCAUUGAAAUUUGAUGUGCAAAUAUAUGAUGAACGUGUGGAGUAUGUGUUUCGUUACCUUCAGGUAUUUACGGCUGCUUGUGCAUCCUUCGCACAUGGUGCCAACGAUGUGAGUAACGCCAUUGCCCCAUUUUCCGCCAUGUACUCCAUUUAUAUCAACCAACAAGUGGUAGAAGAGAACGAUGUACCAUUAUGGAUAUUGGUUCUUGGUGGAGCUGGGUUAGUGGUUGGUCUCGCGACGCUGGGUGUUGGAAUCAUGCGGUUGCUUGGGGAACGCAUUACGAAGAUUACUCCUAGCCGUGGGUUUUCAGCAGAACUUUCCGUUGCUCUUGUCGUGUCACUGUGUUCCGCCUUCGGUAUUCCCGUCUCUUCAACACACUGCAUCACAGGUGCUGUUGUGGCUAUCAGUAUUAUGGAUUGUGGAUUCCGCAAGGUGCGAUGGAUGAUGGUUGGGAAAAUGUACCUCGGAUGGAUAUUCACUCUUUUGAUAACGGCUGCUAUAUCUGCGUUACUCUUUGCACAAGGUAUAUAUGCCCCGAGUCUCACCUCGCAGUAA
Messenger RNA from Trypanosoma brucei brucei TREU927, 1551 nucleotides. RefSeq names its product phosphate-repressible phosphate permease, putative (gene TB927.1.580). Lineage: Eukaryota; Euglenozoa; Kinetoplastea; Trypanosomatida; Trypanosomatidae. Bases 1 to 1551 code for a protein of 516 amino acids. Gene Ontology annotation, biological process: phosphate ion transmembrane transport. Gene Ontology annotation, cellular component: membrane. The transcript has a single exon. Gene Ontology annotation, molecular function: phosphate transmembrane transporter activity. The record is from RefSeq and is a predicted model, not a curated record.